Molecule: messenger RNA, 1041 nt
Organism: Lodderomyces oxycetoniae
Lineage: Eukaryota; Fungi; Ascomycota; Pichiomycetes; Serinales; Debaryomycetaceae
Gene: NTG1
Product: bifunctional N-glycosylase/AP lyase
Exons: 2
Coding region: 1-1041 (346 amino acids)
Biological process (GO): base-excision repair; nucleotide-excision repair; base-excision repair, AP site formation
Cellular component (GO): nucleus
Molecular function (GO): DNA binding; DNA-(apurinic or apyrimidinic site) endonuclease activity; oxidized pyrimidine nucleobase lesion DNA N-glycosylase activity
Source: RefSeq, a predicted model, not a curated record
AUGAAAGAUGAGAGAAGGAUCGAUAGUGACGCAGACUUUUCAGGUUCUCAAUACUUGGAAGAAGCCAAGGCAAAGACCGAAAACAAAACAAAAUCAACUCAUUUAAAAGUUGAGAUAGAGGAGCAGGUGCUGGGGAAGGUGCUGGAGCAUGAGCAAGAGAUACUACCGCCCAAUAUCUUCCCUAAAGUUGAUCGAGCUGAUGAAGGAACUGGCCCCAAAGGCUGGUCAACGAUAUACAAUGAGGUCGUCGAAAUGAGAUCAAAGUUUGUGGCACCAGUGGAUCAUCAAGGCUGCGAGUCUAUGCCCAAUACAAUAACACCGAACUUACAGACCCAAAAUCCCCAAAAGUACCGAUUUCAACUACUCAUUUCCUUGAUGUUAUCAUCACAAACUAAAGACGAAGUAAAUUAUCAAACAAUGGUAAAGCUCAACAAUGGACUUGCAAGCUCAGGCGGAUUCUGUAUUGAAACUGUUUCGAAGCUAACCCCUCUGGAAAUCGAUUCAUAUAUUGCCAGUGUGGGAUUCCACAACCGAAAAUCUCAAUAUAUUGCUAAAACAUGCCAAAUAUUACUACAGAAAUACAAGGGAGAUAUACCGCAAACGAUUGAAGAGAUUGUGGAAUUACCAGGUGUCGGACCCAAGAUGGGACACUUACUAUUGCAAUGCGGAUGGGGUAUAAAUUCAGGUAUUGGGGUAGAUGUGCACCUACAUAGGUUAGCCUCUAUGUGGAAAUGGAUUUCUCCAAAAGCCAAUACUCCAGAGAAAUGCCGUAUUGAAUUGGAAAGUUGGCUUCCGAAAAAAUACUGGAUGGAUAUUAAUCCCUUGAUGGUUGGGUUUGGACAAGUUGUGUGUGUUCCACGUACACCAAAUUGUGAUGUUUGCAAUUUAGGUCGAAAAGGGAUCUGUAAGUCGAGAAAUCAAAAAUUGCUAAAGAUGCCGAUGAGUGAGGAGAGAAGAGCAAAGUUGAUGAAACAAAGAGCUGAUUUAACUAACUUGAUUAACUUGAUCAACGAUGAUGUCAGUUAUACCUUAAAUAAAUAA